AUGGCUACGAGAUACAACUUUGCAAUGGAAUACGCCGGAGACACGUUCUUCGAUCGCUGGACAUUCUUUGAUCAUAGUGAUAAUCUGACCAAUGGAGACGCCAUGUUUCUUGCACAACCCCAAGCGAAAAAGAGAUCCCUGGCAUUCGUGAAUGGUAACGGUCAUGCUGUCAUGCGAGUGGACAACUCGUCAAUAAUAUCAUUCGGUGAUAAACGGGAGAGUAUCCGCAUAACUUCUAAAGAUCGAUUUAAAGUGGGAAGCGUGUGGAUCGCCGACUUUCUUCAUGUACCCUACGGAUGCUCCACCUGGCCUGCGUUCUGGUCAACAGCGCCAGACUGGCCAAACGGAGGCGAAAUUGACACGUUCGAGGGUAUUAAUGAUGUAAAAAACAAUCGCAUGACUCUACAUACAGAACCGGGCUGCGUGCAAGCAAAUGCGACUCAGACCAGUACUUUAGUGAACUCGACGGACUGUAGUUAUCUACUGAACGGGAACCAAGGUUGCGUCACGUCUGAUCCACAGCCUUCUUCGUAUGGCGAGGCAUUUGCGAAGGCUGGCGGAGGAAUCUACGUUACAGAAUUUGCGGAAUCUGGUGUCUCCAUCUGGUUUUUCAACCGUUCGUCAAUUCCAGCGUCGUUACAGGGACAAAAUGUAACAACCUUCGACACGGCGACGUUUGGGACUCCUGUUGCGAAUUGGCCGAAUUCGGGAUGUAACAUUGAGGAAUUCUUCAAGCCACAGAAUCUUGUGUUUGAUAUCACUCUCUGCGGCGAUCUUGCCGGAUUUCCAUCGAUUUUCGCUGAGACGUGCCCAGGCGACUGCUACGAUGACUGGGUGGCCGGUCACCCAUCAAAUUUUGACAACGCAUAUUUCGAGGUUAAAAGCGUGAAAGUCUACGGGUCUGGCCCGAUGGCGUUCUCGAACGUUAUCUUAGCAAAUGAUGCCCAUGUUCAAAAUAGCGCGCAUAAUACUUGGACAGGACUCACUGUUUUGAUUGCGUCGGUGGUCUUUGCGAUUCUCAUGCAGUUUGAUGGCCUGUCACUUUGGUGA
Messenger RNA from Fomitiporia mediterranea MF3/22, 1050 nucleotides. RefSeq lists its product as uncharacterized. Gene Ontology annotation, molecular function: hydrolase activity, hydrolyzing O-glycosyl compounds. Gene Ontology annotation, biological process: glucan catabolic process. The transcript has 8 exons. The coding region runs from base 1 to 1050 and encodes 349 amino acids. NCBI's taxonomy places the organism in Eukaryota, Fungi, Basidiomycota, Agaricomycetes, Hymenochaetales, Hymenochaetaceae. The record is from RefSeq and is a predicted model, not a curated record.